Rhinocladiella mackenziei CBS 650.93 is the source of this 2262-nucleotide messenger RNA. RefSeq lists its product as uncharacterized. Gene Ontology annotation, molecular function: ATP hydrolysis activity; ATP binding. NCBI's taxonomy places the organism in Eukaryota, Fungi, Ascomycota, Eurotiomycetes, Chaetothyriales, Herpotrichiellaceae. The transcript has 2 exons. Bases 1 to 2262 code for a protein of 753 amino acids. The record is from RefSeq and is a predicted model, not a curated record.
AUGGAGGCAGAAAUCCAGGCUCAGAUUCCUAACAUUGACAACGUCCUUUCGGAGUACUCCGUUGGUUAUCUCAAUCAUGCAUCAAAGUUGUAUUUCUCCGAAGAUGAUCCUUCUGCCCAGUCACCACUGGCUGAAGCACUUGAAACUGUGACUUCUCUGCUUGUUUCUGCUUCAGGAAACUUCUCUGACGAGAAUCAAGCUGCCAUCCGUCACUUGGUAGAGAAAUUUAUCUCAAAGCUGAGUGAGGCCAAUGGCGUCGACGGGGAGAGACGCCAGAUGCCAUUCGCCGCCAAAAAACUCGAGCACACCAUUCAAGUCAGCUCGCAGCGGAACAUUUCCUCUACUUUGGGAUUGACUGGUGGUAUUGUUGAUCUUGAGGCUACCAAUGCUCGCAAGGUAGAAUCCAAAGUGGACAAGAAGAAACUCGAAAAGGCCGAGCGAAAAAUCCGGGCCAAGCAAGACAAAAAGGUCAUGAAGAAUGUGGAGUAUGAGGCUUCCAGGCUGCUCGAGCAGCCAGACAGCACCCAAUCAUACGAGGAGUUCUUCAUGGCAGUCAAUCCACUUCAACUUGGUUCCGAUGCUCAAUCAAAGAGCAAAGAUAUCAAGGUCGAGGGGAUUGACGUGUCUAUUGCUGGCAAACGGAUCUUGACCGAUACGUCCUUGACAUUGGCCUAUGGCCGAAGAUAUGGUUUGGUGGGUCAGAACGGUAUAGGUAAAUCCACACUGCUACGUGCAUUGAGUCGCCGUGAAGUGGCCAUCCCAACCCACAUUUCCAUCCUUCAUGUUGAACAGGAAAUCACAGGAGAUGAUACUCCCGCUCUUCAAGCCGUCCUGGACGCCGACGUCUGGCGGAAGCAUUUACUGGCCGAGCAAGACAAGAUAACUAAGCAGCUGGCAGCUCUCGAGGUGGAGAGAUCCAAAAUGGCGGACACGUCAAAAGAUGCCGCUCGCCUCGAUAAAGAGAAAGAUGGGCUCGAUACGACAUUAGGCGACGUUCAAGCCAAACUUAGUGAAAUGGAAUCCGACAAGGCCGAAUCUCGAGCGGCCAGUAUCUUAGCCGGUCUAGGAUUCUCGACCGAACGUCAACAAUUCGCCACCAAGACAUUCUCCGGCGGUUGGCGCAUGAGGUUGGCUCUGGCUCGAGCAUUGUUUUGUGAGCCUGACUUAUUACUACUCGAUGAACCUUCAAACAUGUUGGACGUGCCGUCUAUCACGUUCUUGUCCAACUAUCUCCAAUCCUAUCCCAGUACAGUCCUGGUGGUCUCUCACGACCGUGCUUUCCUCAAUGAAGUAGCCACCGAUAUCAUUCACCAACAUUCUGAGAGGUUGGACUACUACAAGGGAGCCAACUUUGAUUCAUUUUACGCCACCAAGGAAGAACGAAAGAAGAACGCGAAACGCGAGUACGAGAAUCAGAUGGCUCAGAGGGCACAUCUGCAGGCAUUUAUCGACAAAUUUAGAUACAAUGCCGCGAAGUCCUCCGAGGCGCAGUCUCGCAUCAAGAAGCUGGAAAGAAUGCCCGUUCUGGAACCCCCUGAGGCAGAAUACACAGUCCAUUUCAAAUUCCCAGACGUGGAGAAACUUUCACCACCCAUAAUCCAGAUGUCAAAUGUUUCAUUUGGCUAUUCGAAAGACAAGCCCCUCCUUCACCAUGUCGACUUGGAUGUUCAACUGGACUCCAGAAUUGGAAUUGUUGGUCCGAACGGAGCCGGUAAGACAACAGUUUUGAAGCUUCUCAUCGGACAGCUUCAGCCGACGUCAGGAUUGAUAUCACAAAAUCCACGUCUCCGAAUCGGAUUUUUUGCUCAGCAUCAUGUGGACGCUCUCGACAUGAACACCUCUGCAGUCGGCUUUAUGCAAAAGACAUACCCUGGGAAGACCGACGAAGAAUAUCGCCGUCACCUUGGAGCGUUUGGCAUCACGGGCAUGACUGGUCUACAAAAACUGGAGCUGUUAUCUGGUGGACAGAAAUCCAGGGUUGCAUUUGCCUGUCUGUCAUUGACCAACCCUCAUAUUCUCGUUCUUGACGAACCGUCGAAUCAUUUGGAUAUCGAGGCGAUGGAUGCUCUCUCAACUGCCUUGCGGCAAUUUCAGGGAGGAGUGUUGAUGGUCAGCCACGAUGUCACGAUGUUGCAGAAUGUCUGCACCAGUUUGUGGGUUUGCGACAAGGGGACGGUUGAAAAAUUCCCCGGGGAUAUCAAUUCAUACAAGAAAAAGAUAUCGGCGCAGGCAAAUGAGGCCGGCGUCGUUCAAGCCCAUUGA